Thalassophryne amazonica is the source of this 4586-nucleotide messenger RNA. RefSeq names its product oxysterol binding protein-like 1A (gene osbpl1a). The transcript has 29 exons. The coding region runs from base 213 to 3173 and encodes 986 amino acids. Gene Ontology annotation, molecular function: cholesterol binding; protein binding. The record is from RefSeq and is a predicted model, not a curated record. Gene Ontology annotation, cellular component: intracellular membrane-bounded organelle; membrane; cytosol. NCBI's taxonomy places the organism in Eukaryota, Metazoa, Chordata, Actinopteri, Batrachoidiformes, Batrachoididae.
UAGUGUAAACAGACAACAGACGCGUGGACGUGAUGCAGAGUGACAGCAGUUCUGUUUCGAUCAACUCUGUUUCUGUUUUCUGUGUCAAAAGCCGUUAGUGUAAUGUGCACUUUAGCGCUGAAUAUGCCUCGCGCACUUUGUGCCGCUGUUCCGUCACUGAAGAGGCUCAAAGGAGCUUAAAACAUCAUUGCGGGAAGGCCUGUGACGUCACUAUGGACCGAAGCAUUUCCGUUCAUCUGCAGGGGUUCAUGGAAAAGCUGGAGCUAGAGGAACAGCUCCUACAGUACGCUAGGAAUGGUGAUCUGCCCGGGAUUCAGAGGCUCCUCAUGUCGAAGAUCAGGAACGAGAUGGACAUCAACAUCAACUGCAAAGGUAAGAGUAAGUCUAAUCUGGGAUGGACGCCUCUUCACUUGUCCUCCUACUUUGGACACAAAGACGUAGUGGAGGAACUGCUUAAGGCUGGGGCAGAUGUUAACCUCCCCAACAAUAUAGGAGACACAGCGUUGCAUAAAGCUGCUUUCACAGGAAGAAAGGAGGUUGUCAUGCUGUUGCUGCACUAUGAUGCGUGUGCCACUGUCAUCAAUGGAACAGCACAGAUUCCUAAAGAUGUCACCAAAAAUGCAGAGAUUAGAAGCAUGUUAGAAGCGGCUGAGAGAACGGAGGAGAGGAAACUGGAAGAUCAGUUGUUGGACGCUGCACGUGAAGGAGAUCUGUCAGCUUUAACUGAUCUGCUUCACAGGAAGAAGCCUCCAGAUAUUAACUGCACUGAUCUCCUGGGUAACACGCCACUUCAUUGUGCAGCCUAUCGAGGGCAGAAGCAAUGCGCACUGAGACUGCUGAAGAGUGGAGCCAGCCCCAACAUCAAGAACAACAAUGGCCAAACUGUGUUUGACUUGGCCAGUGACGCAGUAAUGAAGCAAGUUCUUGAAGGCAACGUGCAUCGAGUAAAUGCUGGUAUGACCCGCCAUGUCAAAAAGUAUGAGGGACUCCUCUGCAAGAGCUCCAGAUUUUUUGGCUGGCGCUCGUACUGGGUUGUUCUUCAGGAUGGUGUUUUGUCCUGGUACUCUAAACAGUCAGAUGCUGCUGCCAAUAUCAGAAGACAGGGCUGUAAGUCGCUCACACAUGCUCAGUGUAUGAUCACAGCCAAAGAUAACUGCUUUUUUACCAUAAAGUGCUUUGAUGAUAGUGUGCAUCACUUCAAAGUAUCAUCUAAAAGUGACCCAGAGGAAACACGAAAAGUCUGGCUGGAUGCACUGGACGAGCAUGCUGCUUACAGCACACACUACUGUGCUCAAGACCAGGAUAGCGAGGAGGAGGAGGACGUGAUGUCACUCGGGGAGCUUACAGACUCACUACAGGCAGCAGACACCAGUCACAAAAAGCUGGAGAUGGAGGUGGCAGCGUUCCUGUCCAUCCUGAAAAAUGACCGGCUAAUGGAAAGUUUUCCAUCUGCCUUAUUGGAGAAAAUGCAUGAAAUCUCUGAGUUGUCCAGUGAGACUACAUCCCAUCUCAGUGUCUGUCUGAGCCUUUUCUCCAGGCAGGAUGGGGUGCGCAGCCUGAAAUUGGAGCAGGAGGUGGAGAAGAAUAAGAUCCUCUCUGAAGCUUUGCAGACUCUUGCAACAGAGCACCACGAACUUGAGCAAUCCGUCAUCAAGGGAUCUUCACCGAGAAGUGCGCUCAGCGAGGAUGAGUUCCACGACGCCCUGUCUGAUUCCCACUCCGAGCUCUCACUGAGCGGCUUUGAGACGGUGGCCAGCCAUUCGUUUGACAAAGACGAGGAGAAGGAGGAGGAGGCAGGCUCUGUCACGCUGAGCAGACGUGGCAACACUCCCAACAGCAUGUUACAGGAGGAUCACCAUGGUGACAUGGAUGAGACGCAACCCAAUGGGAUUACAAGGCAUAGGACCAGCUUACCUGCACCGAUGUUUUCAAGAAACGACUUCAGCAUUUGGAGCAUCUUGAGGAACUGCAUCGGAAUGGAACUCUCAAAGAUUACAAUGCCAGUCAUUUUCAAUGAGCCACUCAGCUUCCUUCAGCGCUUGACAGAGUACAUGGAGCACACGUACCUCAUCCACCAGGCUAACACAUCAGAUAACUCUAUUGACAGGAUGAAGUGCAUAGCUGCAUUUGCCGUAUCUGCUGUGGCAUCGCAGUGGGAGCGGACCGGUAAACCCUUCAACCCCCUGCUGGGAGAAACCUAUGAACUGGUCAGAGAGGAUCUGGGCUUCAGGUUGAUAUCAGAACAGGUCAGCCACCACCCUCCAGUCAGCGCCUUCCAUGCUGAGGGGCUGCAGCAGGACUUUGUGUUUCAUGGAUCCAUCUACCCUAAGCUGAAGUUCUGGGGCAAGAGUGUGGAAGCAGAGCCAAAAGGCAUCAUCACACUGGAGCUGCCCAAGUACAAUGAAGCCUACACAUGGACAAAUCCUACAUGCUGUGUACACAACAUCAUUGUGGGCCAGCUGUGGAUUGAACAGUAUGGAAAUGUGGAGGUGAUUAAUCACAGGACUGGUGAACGAUGUUGUCUGAAUUUCAAACCAUGUGGCCUUUUUGGCAAAGAACUGCACAAGGUUGAGGGAUAUAUUCUGGAUAAAAGCAAAAGGAAGCUGUGCGUGCUCUACGGCAAGUGGACAGAGUGCCUGUACAUCAUCGAUCCUGCUGACUUUGAAGCACAUAAGAGAAAUGAUAAGAAAGCAGCAGAAGAAAAGAAAGCCAGCAAACCGAGUUGCAGUGAGGAUCCCGAUCAUAUUCCUUUUCCGAGCACAGACACUGUGGAAGUAAUUCCUGGCAGCCAGCAGCUGUGGAGAAUCGCACCCAGACCGCCCAACUCUGCCCAGAUGUACAGCUUCACAUCAUUUGCGAUGCAGCUGAACGAGCUGCAUAAGGAGAUCGAGGGAGUUAUUCCUCAAACUGACUGCAGGCUCAGACCAGACAUACGAGCCAUGGAGAACGGAGACAUCGAUCUGGCCAGCGAGGAGAAGAAAAGGCUGGAAGAAAAACAGAGAGGUGCUCGCAAAAACCGCGCAAAAUGUGAUGAGGAGUGGAAGACCAGGAAUCCUGCCCUCGGCCCAAGGUGGUUUCACCAGGGACAAAACCCCCACACCAACUCCCAGGACUGGCUCUUUUCUGGUGGAUACUGGGACAGAAAAUACAGCCACCUGCCAGACAUUUACUAACCAAUAUUUCCUAUACAAAAGACCCCACAACAUAUUCUCUCACAGAAGCUACAUUUAAUUCCGUUUUACUUUUUCUUUUCUUCUUUUUUAUGGAAUGGUGACAGGAGAUAAAAAAAAAAAACCUAUGCAAACAUUGUACUUAAACAGUGUGGCUUUAACACGCUGAUGUAAAACUGUGGAUAAAAUGUUUAUAAUUAAUAUUUAACAGCUACAAAAUGUGCAAUUGUUUGACAAUGCUUUGAAAUUGGUUUGUACAUUGGGAUAGGAUUGUUUACAGUUUCUAAUGUAUUUUUAGUACAGCGGACAUAAUGUAGCUGUAUUAUGUCAGUAAAUGGGUUAUUUUUGUGUGUGUUUUGUUUUAAAUGUAAUCGUGUUUUGACAUUAUACUUGUAUAUAUGUAUUACACAGAGUAGCUCAUCAUUCCAUUCACUUUAUUGCUGAAUAGUGUUAAAGUCACAAAAUUACUCUGAGCUUUCUGCAGCAAGCUCAGUUAAAGGGCCCUAUCUUCAUUGCAAAGCAGCUCACAGCGCAGUGCAAGUGUAGUUGGUAGCAUACAACUGAUUUUCACACCCAGCAUCCGCGUCAUGUGAAUAACGAGGAUUGCUCUCAUUUAUGCUCUCGCGGGCAUGUUGCUGAAAAUUUAGGCCUGGUCAAGCACCGUUUUGGAGCAGUAGAGAAUGAUUGCACCAUAGACCAUCAAAACCAUGUUUGCAAGUGAAGACCACAGUCGUUCUGGUAUUCAUGUAGAGCAAUAUUCACAUGUGCCUUAGAUAGGGGGAUUCGUGACGCAAACACAUUCUGCUUGUAUAUACAAUUAAACUGAAUUGAAAACAACUGUGAAAGGAAAUAAAACAUUUUUGGAAAAAUGCAAAACUUCACUUUAGUGAUUCACUGCUUCACCUCAGAGAGCUUUGGUGGUUGGUGUCUGUUGGUGCGCAGUGAUGCACCAGAUAUUUCACCGGAAAACCACUUACGUGAGUCUUUAAAUACCAAUGCGCAGGUUUCCUGAUACCUUCAGCUCUUAAAGGGGAUAACCGAUGACACUGAUUUAUUUCAUGCUAUGCCCAAAAACACACCCAUGAUUAAAUGCACAAAUAAAUCCAACCCUUUUGUGCAGUUUGUUCUGUGUUGCGUUCAGAUUACAAGCCCGCUAAAUAGCAAAGUGGAAUUGGACCCACUCUGAUACCCUCCAUUCACCCUUUCCCUUCAUUUUCCACAUUUACAUGACUGUGCAAAUUGAUGAGAAAGGAUGAAUGGAGAGUAUUGUGUUGCGCAACAUAGAUCAUCAAGAUAGGGCCCAAAGUUGUAUUAUUUUGACAGAUGUAUUCUGCCUCAAACAAUGUGUAAAGGCACAAUGUAAUUUAUAUAUUUUGUUUCAGUGCAACAUAAAUUUACUUUUGGAGCAACCACCUG